AUGAACCUGGAGGGCGGCAGCCGAGGCGGCGAGUUCGGCAUGAGCUCCGUGAGCUGCGGCAACGGGAAGCUCCGCCAGUGGCUCAUCGACCAGAUCGACAGCGGCAAGUACCCGGGGCUGGUGUGGGAGAACGAGGAGAAGAGCAUCUUCCGCAUCCCCUGGAAGCACGCGGGCAAGCAGGACUACAACCGCGAGGAGGACGCCGCCCUCUUCAAGGCUUGGGCACUGUUUAAAGGGAAGUUUCGAGAAGGCAUCGACAAACCAGACCCUCCCACCUGGAAGACACGCCUGCGAUGUGCUCUGAACAAGAGCAAUGACUUUGAGGAGCUGGUGGAGCGGAGCCAGCUGGACAUCUCGGACCCCUACAAAGUGUAUCGGAUUGUCCCCGAGGGAGCCAAGAAAGGAGCAAAGCAGCUGACCCUGGAGGACCCGCAGCUGCCCAUGAGCCACCCGUACGGCAUGCCGGCUCCUUACUCCUCGCUGCCUGCUCAGGUUCACAACUACAUGAUCCCGCCCCACGACCGGGGCUGGAGGGAGUUCGUCCCCGACCAGCCGCACGCAGAGAUCCCAUAUCAGUGUCCCGUGACCUUCGGACCCCGCGGCCACCACUGGCAAGGCCCAGCCUGUGAAAAUGGUUGCCAGGUCACAGGAACCUUUUAUGCUUGUGCCCCGCCUGAGUCCCAGGCCCCCGGGAUCCCCAUAGAGCCAAGCAUAAGGUCUGCCGAAGCCUUGGCCCUCUCAGACUGCCGGCUCCACAUCUGCCUCUACUACCGGGAAGUCCUGGUCAAAGAGCUGACCACAUCCAGCCCCGAGGGCUGCCGGAUCUCCCACGGCCACACCUUCGAUGCCAGCAGCCUGGACCAGGUCCUCUUUCCCUACCCGGAGGACAACAGCCAGAGGAAGAACAUCGAGAAGCUGCUGAGCCACUUGGAGAGGGGCGUGGUGCUCUGGAUGGCCCCUGACGGGCUUUAUGCCAAGAGACUGUGCCAGAGCAGGAUCUACUGGGACGGGCCCCUGGCACUGUGCAGCGACCGGCCCAACAAACUAGAGAGAGACCAGACCUGCAAGCUGUUUGACACGCAGCAGUUCCUAUCAGAGCUGCAGGCAUUCGCGCACCACGGCCGGCCGCUGCCGAGGUUCCAGGUGACUCUGUGCUUCGGGGAGGAGUUCCCAGACCCUCAGAGGCAGCGUAAGCUCAUCACUGCCCACGUUGAGCCUCUGCUAGCCAGACAGCUGUACUAUUUCGCUCAGCAAAACAGCGGACACUUCCUGAGGGGCUAUGACCUGCCCGAGCACGUCGGCGGCCCGGAGGACUUCCACAGGCCCCCGCGCCACUCGUCCAUCCAGGAGUGA
This is a messenger RNA of Rangifer tarandus platyrhynchus (Svalbard reindeer), 1353 nucleotides long. The record is from the annotation of a GenBank genome assembly. NCBI's taxonomy places the organism in Eukaryota, Metazoa, Chordata, Mammalia, Artiodactyla, Cervidae.